AAUUCAACAUAACAUCGAGGAAGAAGGUCGAGAAUCGGCGAGCGAGAGCUCGCAGAGUGAAUCCAGUGGAAGCAAAAGCGAAUGUAACGAAGCUGUAGAGCUGGAAUGUUCAGGUGGUCAAGAGGUUAUGUCUGGAAUCAACAGAGCUAUUACCGAAUCUGAAGAGCGUGGUAAACAUAGCGACAAGGAUGUCGAGAAGGGCGACAAAGAAGGAAACAAAGAUGAAAAUAAGGAAAAUGAACCAGAAGUAGAUGAGAGUUUACUGAGUCUACUUGGAGACGAUCCUCAAAACUCGAAGGCUCAGGAAGUGUUUAUUCAUUCAUCGCUUAGAAGCAGAUGGAAAUACUGGAUACAAAACGGCCUGGCGGAAGAAGAAAGGGAGAAAAUCAUCAAGAUGUACAAAAAACCAACUUUUUUGGACCCGCCACUGCUAAAUGCGGAAAUAAAAGGCACAAUGAAGGAAAGUGCCAUUAAAAGAGAUACAUAUAUGAUGGAACUACAGAAUUUAGCAGGAACAUCCUUGACGGCAUUGGGCUCGUUGCUAAGCAUACUCAUGACGCAAAAAGAGUGCAUUGAUCAGGAGCUGUUUGUUGAACGACUGAGGGACGCAACCGAAUUACUGCUGUAAAUAAUGUACAAAUAAUCAAAAUCAAGGAAAGCGUUUAUAGCGCAAGGAGUUACAAAAGGCUGUAAAACAUUAGUAUCUGAAGGGAAAACAGAUAAGUUUCUAUUCGGUGAAGAUUUAGGAGAGAAGUUCAAGGAGGCAGAAGCUGUUGAGAAAAUAUCCAAGAAAAUUACAAGAGAAAUGCCGUUAAUAAGAAGGGAUUUAAACACAAAGAGCCUGCAGGGAAGGCGCCCGGCCCUGCAUAUAGGCGAUUUACCGUUUUCCCCUUUGGGGAAGUAUCCCCAGCAAACAAGCGAUCGGAAACAACCUCAUCAAAAACACAGACCGAGAAACUACAAAUAAAUGUAGGUAUAGCAGGUAGGCUACAAGCUUACGAAAGCGAGUGGCAAAAAAUCAAAAAAGAUGCAUUCGUGUUAGAUAACAUAAGAGGUCAUAAAAUUAAAUUUAGUAGAGAACCGCGACAGGAGAAACCUGCUAUGGUCGAAAUAAGAGCAGGUGAAGAAAACGCUUAUGUUGAACCAAUAAAUAAAUUAAUAUUAAAAGGCGCAAUUAGAAGUGCAAAUCUGGGAAAAAUCAAAUUCUUUCAAGUUAUUUCUUACGGCAAAAACCAGAUGGUACACAUAGUUUAUUAAUGGAAAACAUUUUAAAAUGGAGGAUCUGAAUAUGGCAAAGAAAUUGGUUUUUCCAAAUUACUUCAUGUGCACACUGGAUUUACAGGAUGCGUACUAUUUAAUACCGAUCCACAAAGAGUCGCGAAAGAACUUAAGGUUUAAAUUUGGUAGAACACUAUUCGAAUUUAUUUGUUUGCUUUUCGGAUUAUGUACCGCUCCUUUUAUUUUCACAAAAGUAAUGAAACCAGUAUUAAGUAAAUUGAGAUCGGCAGGUUAUUGUUCAGUUAUGUAUUUAGAUGAAUAUUUUUGUGCAGAAAAAGACUUCGAUCAAUGUAGCGAAAAUGUUACAGCAGCGAAGCGAUUACUUAAGAGUUUAGGUUUUUUAAUAAAUGAGAAUAAGUUGUGCACCACACCAAAAACUAGGUGUACGUUCCUAGGAUUCAUAAUACAUUCAAUUAAGUUUACCACAGAAUUAACAAGAAAGAAA
This is a messenger RNA of Hylaeus anthracinus, 1723 nucleotides long. RefSeq lists its product as uncharacterized. The transcript has 2 exons. Bases 128 to 628 code for a protein of 166 amino acids. Lineage: Eukaryota; Metazoa; Arthropoda; Insecta; Hymenoptera; Colletidae. The record is from RefSeq and is a predicted model, not a curated record.